Arachis duranensis is the source of this 2545-nucleotide messenger RNA. RefSeq names its product probable apyrase 7. Gene Ontology annotation, cellular component: membrane. Gene Ontology annotation, molecular function: nucleoside diphosphate phosphatase activity. The transcript is spliced from 2 exons. The record is from RefSeq and is a predicted model, not a curated record. Lineage: Eukaryota; Viridiplantae; Streptophyta; Magnoliopsida; Fabales; Fabaceae. The coding region runs from base 299 to 1990 and encodes 563 amino acids. Gene Ontology annotation, biological process: nucleoside diphosphate catabolic process.
GUUUUUUUAAAACUUAAAUUGCCCCAAAAAGAUUAACCGAAAAGAACUAAGUUUGCAGAGAACUCAGAUCUGAAAUUUCAAUAGCAACACCGUUCAAAGAUAAUUGCGGAUCAAAAAUCAAAGUACCAGGUUCGUCAAUCCUUUUUUCUAUAUUUUCAUUACUAGGCUUCCAAGCUACAAGUGAAUUCAUCAUAGUUGGAGCUGAAACUCUGAUUUAUUACGUAACUAAGGACUAAUAAUACAUGAAAGAAAUAACGGGUUUGGUAUUAGAUUUUUCUUUUUUUGUUCCCUUAUUCUAAUGGAAUUCCCCAAAUCCCCUUCCAAAGACAAACGAUUCGUCAAUCGCAAAUGGAUUUUGAGAAUCCUUGCAGCAAUUUUGGUCACUCUGCUGUUGUUACUGGGUUUUCAUUUGGAGUCAGAUUAUGGUAGAAAUGGUCACUUCAAUGCGGCAUCGUAUUACACUGUUGUUGUGGAUUGUGGAAGCACUGGUACACGGGUGAACGUGUAUGAGUGGAAGAUUGGGGUUAUAAGCAAUGGUAGCUUGCCAAUUCUGCUGAAUUCUUAUCCUGAUAACAGUUCAACAACAAAGAACUCACUCUGGAAGAGUUCUUGUCAGUAUCACUGUAUGCAAACUGAACCCGGGUUGGACAAGUUUGUGAAUGAUUCUUCGGAAGUGAGGAAUUCUUUGGAACCAUUGAUUGCUUGGGCAGAGAAUGUGGUCCCACGCGAAAUGCAUAGGGAAACACCUGUUUUUGUUCUGGCCACUGCUGGUCUGAGGAGGCUUCCGGGAAGUGAUGCCAUGCGAGUUUUGGAAGAUGUUGAGGUAGUUGUGAAAGGUCAUUCAUUUAUGUGUAGGAAGAGUUGGAUAAGGGUUUUGAGUGGGAGGGAAGAAGCUUAUUAUGGUUGGGUGGCUUUGAAUUACAAGAUGGGAAGAUUUGGUGGUUAUCAUGGUGAUCGUACUUUUGGGCUUCUUGAUUUGGGUGGCUCGUCGUUGCAGAUUGUGGUAGAGGUAGACAAUGGUGCUGGAGAUGAUUCUCAUGUUAUGACAUCAAGGAUUAGUUCAAUUGAGCAUAAUAUUGUGGCAUACUCGUUGCCUGCAUUUGGUUUAAAUGAAGCGUUUGAAAGGACAGUUCUUAUGCUCAGAAAUAGUCAAAUUGCAGAAGGAAUUGGAAGUGUCUCUAUUAUCAGACAUCCUUGUUUGAUGUCUACUUUUGCACAAAAUUAUACCUGCAAUUCUUGCUCUGCAUUUGACGCCACAUAUCAGAAAAAUCAUAGCCAACCCAAUGAAACGAAACCUCGGUCUUUACGACUUAUUGGAGAUCCUGAUUGGGAGCAAUGCAAGGAAAUAGCUAUUGCUGCUUCAAUGAACUCAAGCAAUACUAAAGUUCCACAUCCAAAUGCUGGCAAAGACUGCGAAGCAAGUUCAUUUUCUCAUAUUGGCAUCAGUCUACCUAAUUUAACAGCUAUUGCACACCCAAUCAAGCGCUUUCAUGCUUUGUCUGGUUUCUUUUUUGUCUACAACAAGCUUAAUUUGAGCCCAAGAGCCAACCUAACAAUGGUUUGGGAGUCAGGCAAACAGAUAUGUUCAAAUUUAUGGGAUAGCUUGAGCAGUAUUUCUGAUAAUUCAAAUUACAUGGGACAAUUUUGUUUCCAGGUGGCUUAUAUGGCAUCUUUGAUCGACUAUGGAAUGUGUCUUGGUGAUGUUGAAGUGGUGUUUGGUCCAGGUGAUGUUUCCUGGACGUUAGGAGCUGCAAUGGUUGAAGGUAAAUUUCUCUGGUUAAAUUCAACAAACCGCAAAGCAGAGACUAUCAUCUCAACCUUAAAGAAUGUCAAGGUCGUUUCUUCUCCAACUUUGCUCUUUGCUGUACUUGUAUUUGUUUUAUUGAUUGUUAAUUGUAGCCAAAUCAAGCUACCAAUGCCAAGCAGGAGGGCUUCUGCUUCUGGCUUAUCGUUGCCAACAUAUACUCAUAUAAGACGGCGUUCUUUUUAGCUAUUAAUUCAGUGUUCUUGAUCAUUCUGACCUUUGCAUAACUUCAUUUUAAUAAGACAUGAUACUAAGUGGUUUGAAACUUGGUGCUUAUUUAAUUGGGUCAUCAAAAAUUUAAAACCACACACCUAGAGGAAAGUGGCUUUCAUACCAAGCUUUUGAUGCCAAUUGGCAAACGUUAAUGAAAGAUAGUAGGAAAAACUCUCACGUAUUCAUUGCUGAUUCUUCAAUUGAUAUAUUGAUAUAUAAGAAUGAUAUUUGUACACCUAAAGUUAUGCUAUUCAUGUAUUUGGCGAUAUCUGAGAUUAAGUCCGUGUGGCUUGUGAAUUUGAAACUAAAGCUGGUCAUAGACUCGUAGUAGCUAUUCUUUAAAAAUGAUUGAGUACUUGUGCAAUCUUGACGUGUAAUAUUGCUGGUAAUUUAGCCUGCUUGUAAAGGUUAUUGUUUGAAAAUCAAUCAAACAUGUGAUUCAUUCGUUAUCUUCUUAAUUUUUCAUGGGUCUGCUGGUGGAUCCCGUGACGCCGGAGCUUUCACUGGCUAAGGACAAUUUUGUACCGG